GUUUCAGCUCUAGCUCUAGCCAUACGAGUUGAGUUUGUUAAGCUUAUCAGAGCCAAGUGUAUGUGUGCCUGUCUGUCUGUCUCUGUGUGUGUGUGUGUGUGUGCUUGUAUGUGUGCAUAACGCUGCGUAUACGUUAUACGCCCGCCAUAGAGUUCUAUACGCUCAGUUAACACACAGGUGUCAAUGCACACGGUUCGUCAAGUCGGCGCACGUUCCAACACAAGCAUAUUUAUAUACUUUUAUAUAAAUACACACAACUCUCACAUAUAUUUUUAAUUCUCAGUGUUGUUGUGUUGUGCGUUUUCAAAAAUACUUACCGAGAAAUAAUUAGCAUACGCGCGUUUCAUUUGACUUCAAUUCAGUUGAGUUCAGUUCAGUUUAAUUCCGUUCUCUUUGAGCGCGCUCUCUUUUUGUUUUGCUCUUUUGCGUUGUUUUAUUGUACGCUUUGACUAACUUGUCAUAAGACUAUUACAAAUCGAGUUCACAUCCAAAGACAACGACAGAAAUUCAAUCAAAAUAUAAAAAAAUAUAUCACACAAACAUGUUGGAUCCCAUUUCGGAUACACCGCUGGUGCUGGCCUAUGUGUUUAUGUCGCUGCUGGUUCUAAUUGUCAGCUUUAUACUCUUCAAUGUGGUGCACAAGCUCUAUGGCAGCAUGGGCGUGGAGAGCAUCGAUGGGCGCGUGGGCGUGACGAGCCACAAUAGUGCUUUAAAGACAACCAUGCUGGAAGUAAACGCGCUGAAAACCGGUUAAACGGAGGCGCUCAACAGCUGCCGGCGCUCGCAGAGAAUCUCAGCCAAACACAAAGACAAACACACACAUGAACAGACUCGAGCACAGGCAGCGAAACGGAACACAGCAGCUUCUACUUUGUACAGCAGCAUAAACAAUAGCAAUUAGCUUAGCUUUAAAUACUAUUAUUAACUACACGACAAGCAACUGCUUAAUAUAUAUACAACAUAUAUAAAUAUUAAUAAACAAGCGUAGGGAACGAAGGGCAGUGGGGUGGUGCCGCGUCUAGUCACUUAAUUAGCCAUAUCUAUAACACUUACUUAGACCUAACUACAUGCAUGUGUAUUGUAAAUAAAAAAACACAACAAUUUGUCC
Molecule: messenger RNA, 1108 nt
Organism: Drosophila busckii
Lineage: Eukaryota; Metazoa; Arthropoda; Insecta; Diptera; Drosophilidae
Exons: 1
Coding region: 542-754 (70 amino acids)
Source: RefSeq, a predicted model, not a curated record